UUACAGUUCCAGUGAGAAAACGAAGCGCCUUUCGUGACGCGCGCGGUUUGUCCCUUUUCGUCACCCGUACGCGGUUCCAUUUCCGGAAAGUUUUUCACUACAAUGGCGGCUGUGCAGCACCGCGGCGAAGGGCCUCGGGCUGGAGCAGGAGCGGAGGAGAAGGCAAACGGUGGGAAAAGUAACACUGUCUCUAACAGCCCUGGAGGAGGAGAAGGAGGAGGAGGAGGUCUGGGGAAACGGCCAGCCACCAAGGACGAGCUCCAGAACCAGCCGGCGCCUCCCAAAAUCCCCAAACCGGGCGUCAGUAGCGCUAAGAAACCUGCUCCUAUUUCCAUCAAGCUAGGAGCUAGCAAACCGAAGGAAGUGGCGCCCAUUUUACCCUCCAAAAAACCUGCAUCUGUUUUCGAUGACGAUGACGACAGUGAACCAGAGGAGAUGCCUCCAGAAGCGAAGAUGAGGAUGAAGAACAUUGGAAGGGACACCCCGACUUCGGCAGGCCCCAACUCAUUCAACAAAGGCAAGCAAGGAUUCUCCGACCACCAGAAGCUCUGGGAGAGGAAGAUGAAAGCGCAGACCGACCAAUAACUCCUGCCGUUAUAACUCUACUUUCAGUCCUUUUUUUUGUCCCUUGUUUUUUCGACAGACUUUUGUAAAAUAUACAUGUACAUACGUGAUGAGACUUUCCCACUUUCCCACUCUGACGCCUCUUUUUAUUGUGUAUGAUUGUUUUUGUUUUUUACCACCGAAUCAUAGCCUUUCAUUAAUUUAUGUGGAUGGCGUUGACAGUGAUUCAUAUUUUCCUGCAGAUGUACCACAGUUAGCAUAUUUGAUAAAUUGUAGUACCAAAUACUGAUCAGACAGACAUUAUUAGCAAUAAGGAAAAAGAUUAUAAUACGUAGAGUUCCUGAUGCUGAUAAAAUGUGUGGCGUCACUAAAAUAUACGGAGUAAGUAUACGUUUUCUCUAUGUUGUGUGAUGGUUUCUUUGGGAAAGAGGAUUAAAUCUAACUGAUGAAACAA
This is a messenger RNA of Pangasianodon hypophthalmus (striped catfish), 1018 nucleotides long. It is a transcript of the gene pcnp, whose product is annotated as PEST proteolytic signal containing nuclear protein. Lineage: Eukaryota; Metazoa; Chordata; Actinopteri; Siluriformes; Pangasiidae. The record is from RefSeq and is a predicted model, not a curated record. Gene Ontology annotation, cellular component: nucleus. The transcript is spliced from 5 exons. Bases 103 to 585 code for a protein of 160 amino acids. Gene Ontology annotation, biological process: protein ubiquitination; proteasome-mediated ubiquitin-dependent protein catabolic process.